CUACUAACAUCCUACCUCCGCAUGGCUAACUUCGAUGAUGCUGGUCUUUAUUAUCAGGAGAGGUUCUUCGCUAACGAUGGAGUUCCUGAUGCGGGGCGUGAAAUGAUUGCAGAAUAUCGACAAAUAUGUGAGCAAUUCAGACGGUUUAUUAGAGAAUUCUCCACAGGUGGUAUUGGAGGACUAUAUUAUCGCGAUGAAUUAAAGAGAAACUACAAUGCUAAGCACUACUUCCUUGAAGUCAAUAUGACUCAUCUAAAACAAUUUGAUGAAGAUGCCGAAGCAAAGCUCCGCACACACCCAGGAAAAUUCCUUCCUGCGUUUGAAGAAGCUGCUCGCACGGUAGCUGAUGAACUCACAGCUCCUCGACCUGAAGGGGAAGAGGAAAUGAAGGAUAUCCAGAUCUCUUUGACACUGGACGAGUAUCCCACUUCAAUUCGUAGAGUCAAGAGUGCUCAAGUCUCACAAAUUGUCAAGAUUUGUGGUAUUAUUGUUGCUGCAUCUCAGGUUCGUGCGAAAGCCACCAAAAUAACCCUGCAGUGUCGAACCUGUCGUCAUACUAUCAGUGAUCAAGCAUUAAAGCCUGGCCUGGAAGGUUUUCAACUUCCAAGGACAUGCGGAGCGCCUCAGUCUGGACAACUUCAGCGGUGCCCCGUUGACCCUUAUCACAUAGUGCCUGAUAAGUGUCAUUGUGUUGAUUAUCAAACUUUGAAGCUGCAAGAAAAUCCUGAAGACGUACCA
This is a messenger RNA of Strongylus vulgaris, 738 nucleotides long. The record is from the annotation of a GenBank genome assembly. NCBI's taxonomy places the organism in Eukaryota, Metazoa, Nematoda, Chromadorea, Rhabditida, Strongylidae.